Archocentrus centrarchus (flier cichlid) is the source of this 748-nucleotide messenger RNA. RefSeq names its product sterol 26-hydroxylase, mitochondrial-like. The record is from RefSeq and is a predicted model, not a curated record. The transcript is spliced from 3 exons. Gene Ontology annotation, cellular component: mitochondrial inner membrane. Gene Ontology annotation, molecular function: monooxygenase activity; heme binding; oxidoreductase activity, acting on paired donors, with incorporation or reduction of molecular oxygen. The coding region runs from base 155 to 580 and encodes 141 amino acids. Gene Ontology annotation, biological process: cortisol metabolic process; cellular response to peptide hormone stimulus; C21-steroid hormone biosynthetic process. NCBI's taxonomy places the organism in Eukaryota, Metazoa, Chordata, Actinopteri, Cichliformes, Cichlidae.
AGAUGUGCGUUUGGUUCCUUUUCCAUUCAUGGUCCUUUGUGGCUUCUUGUCUUUGUUGACCUGGGCUGGAAGGGUUAAAUAUUCAGCGAGAUGUAGUCCCUCCCUGCUCGGCUAGUCUCUUGGAGCUCUGUGCAUUUGCUGUUUUGCCCUCAUCAUGGCUGCAUGGCUGUUGAGGAGACUUGUGACUAGAAAUGACAGCUGGCUGCUGCAUUGCCCUAUUUCCCAGACCCCAGUCUGCUCCAGAGGGGUGUCAAGGGCCUCUCCUGCCUCGGGGGCCCUCUCCACCAUGCAGGACAAGCCUCGGACAGCGGAGGAUCUCCCACGUGUCAGCUUCUUGGAGCUUCUUUACAGAUUGGUGUUUCAGGGUUUCUACAACCGUUUGCAUGAGCUUCAGCUCUAUGAGAAGCAGCUAUAUGGGCCCAUUUACAGAGAUGGAAUCGGGUCAGUAUGCUUGAACACCCCGGAGCUUGUGGAAGAGAUCCUGAGGAAAGACGACAAAUUCCCUUGCAGAGGAGACAUGGGCGUAUGGAGAGAAUAUCGUGACAUGAGAGGAUUCGGCUACGGACCUUUCACAGACUAAAAAGUUGAUUGACAAGAAGAUGGAGCUGAUUGAGCAGCGCGUGAACAACCACCAGGAUGUGGAGGGUGAAUACCUGACAUACCUCCUCUCAAACACACAGAUGAGCAUUAAAGACGUGUAUGGCAGCGUCACUGAGCUUCUCUUAGCUGGAGUGGACACGGUAAAUGA